Pneumocystis jirovecii RU7 is the source of this 1515-nucleotide messenger RNA. RefSeq lists its product as uncharacterized. The record is from RefSeq and is a predicted model, not a curated record. Lineage: Eukaryota; Fungi; Ascomycota; Pneumocystomycetes; Pneumocystales; Pneumocystaceae. Bases 1 to 1515 code for a protein of 504 amino acids. The transcript has 6 exons.
AUGCCUGUAAGAGGCAUAAUAUGUUUAAAAUUUGUUGUUUUUUUUUUUUGCAUUUCAGAAUUAAUUUAUGUUGUAGUUCAAUCAAUAGAUAUAUCGCGAAAAAGAAAGAAUAUGUCUUCUUCUGGCACAAAGGACAUUGUUUCGUCUUCAGGAGAUAUAGAUCAGACAUUAGAGGAUCUUUGUUGUGUUUUUUUGGCUAUACCAGGAGGAUCAUUUGUUUUGAAUCAGUCUUUGAGUGAAGGAAAAAAGAAUUCUAAGCAAGCUUCUACUAUUUUAUUAAAGCUUCAGCAAAAAGCCUACAACUCAUUAUCUAAAAUCGAAAGUGAUCUUACUGUAGCUGCAACCUUAUUGCUCAACAGUAUUAGUCCUAUAGAUCCAAAAUAUUCAUUAAUAUCGUCUUUUUAUACAUUUUCUCGAAAACUCUUAAUACGUGAACAAAGAAAUAAUAAUACUCAUAUACCUAUCAAUGAUCCUAAAAAAUAUACACAAGAUACAUUUCCAUUAAGACCUCCUGGAAAUGAAUGUCUUUUUGUAAUAGGUCCGAAUGGCCCGUUGUUUUCAUCUUUUGCUGCAAAAUCGAUUCUUGAUACUAGACCUAUUGAUACAGAAAAUCGGGCGUAUGUUACGCAAAUUAUUCCAAAUCAUUCGACUCCAGUUAAAUCUAUUCGUACAUUUGCCAAUAUAUCUCCUCCCUCAGGUCAAUCUAGUAUAUCUACAUUAAAAAAACGUAAACUUAAGAAUCCUACUACAAGGCGUAUACCAUCUAUAAAAUGGUUAUAUUAUGAUAAUUAUAGCUCAUAUGCACCAAUAAAAGAUAUGGAAACAGCUAUUUUUUCAGAAAGCCAUUUUAAUGCUGUGUGGUGGAGACGUGAAAAGGAAAAAUUCUAUAUGGAACAAGUAAAGAAAGAAAAAAAAGAUGAUACAGAUCAAUCGGACACAAAAUCAUCUGAUAAUUUGGAAUUAGAUGAAAAACUUAUUCUUUCAUAUGAGCCUAUGAGUAUUUCAGAAGACACAAAAAUAUCUUCUACAAAUUUAAAAGAUAAUGAUAUUAAUAUAAAUGAGAUCGGAAGGUUAAUCCAAACACUCUCUGAAAUGCAGUCGUCAAGAAUGUCGCGUUCACAAACUGAAGCUCCAGGAGAAUUGGAGGAACAAUUAGCUUUUUACAUUCAACAACUUCUUCUUAAGCAGAUUACGACAUUUAACAUUCAACCUCGUGAACUUUUGUCAAAACCCAUGUCAUUGUGCAUGUCUUUUCUUGUUCUUGGGCCUUCAUAUGGUGGUACCUUGCCGAAUGUACCAUUCAUGUCUUCAACCGAUGAGCUUCGAAAUAAGCAUGGAUCUUAUUCAGAUCUUAAUUACAACAAAAACGAAAAUCAGGGCCAUAGUGCAUCUCAAAGGCCACCAAAUAUUCCAAUUCAUUUGCAAUCACUUUUGCGUACUGAACCAUAUCGUUCAUUUUUGGGCCCUCUUGCUGGAUAUAAUAGAAGGCUAGUAAAUAGGCCUAGAAGGUACUAA